Messenger RNA from Penicillium soppii, 1200 nucleotides. RefSeq names its product CUE domain-containing protein. Lineage: Eukaryota; Fungi; Ascomycota; Eurotiomycetes; Eurotiales; Aspergillaceae. The transcript has 5 exons. The record is from RefSeq and is a predicted model, not a curated record. Bases 1 to 1200 code for a protein of 399 amino acids. Gene Ontology annotation, cellular component: cytoplasm. Gene Ontology annotation, biological process: ubiquitin-dependent protein catabolic process. Gene Ontology annotation, molecular function: ubiquitin binding; ubiquitin conjugating enzyme binding.
AUGGCUGAGGAGGACAAGAUGACCACUCCCAGCAAGCCCUUGGCUGCUCUCAACUCACCUAACAGCCCCCGAGCCGAGUCGCCGACUACUGCGCGUCCCAUGGACUUUGACGAUGAGCCGCAGGAGAGCGGAGUUAUCACUUCCUCACCUGCGGCUGCUCAACCCCCCGCUGCGGAAGCAGCCCCGCCAAAGCCGCCCCGGCCCCUGAGCCCGAGAGAACAGUCCGAGAACACACUUAAGGAGGCAUUUCCAAGCAUAGAGCCUGGGGUCAUAAAGGCUAUCUUGGUUGCGAGCAAUUGGAAUGUCGAGCGGGCCUUUAACGCCCUUCUGGGCAUGACCGACCCCAAGGCCCAAGAAGAGAUGGCACCUCCCCCGAAGCCUCCCCGCCCAAGUCAGGCCACUGCUCAGCAGCGACAGCUGGAAGCCGACGAAAUGUAUGCCCGUCAGCUAUCCGAACACUACCAGUCGAGGAGCCGCGCUCCACCGCCCGGCUGGGAAAGCGACCCCAGAUACCAGCGCCCCAGAGGAAGCGAGGAGUCAGAAGAGAGGGAAUACAGCUUCUUUGAUGAUGAUCUACCUGUGAUCCGUGAAAACCUCCGUAAGGGGUUUUUGGACACACAGAAUAAAGUUAAUUCCUGGGUUACGAACCUGAAGAAGAGAAUCGAUGGCGAAGAACCAGAUGAGGGGCCCCCCAACAAUCAAAGAGAGACCCCCGCGUACGGCCGGCCCCGACGCAGUGGUGAUAUGGGACGUCGCAGUGGAGAUCGCGAACGAUAUGACGCAGACCCACAGGUCCUCGGUGACGAUUUCUCUGCCCUCGAGUUGAGAGACGGCGAAGCUCCCCCGCCUCGCCCUCCCCGCCCCAACAUUAAGACAAGCGCUUCGCCUUCGCCCGAUAGGCGCAAGGUGUCUUUCCAGGACGGACCACCUACUGAGAUUGACAACAUCUACGAUGCCCCUUCCGCCAAGCGCAACAGUUCAACCGGUAGCAAGUCAAGCAAAUGGCAACCGUUGUCUACCGUCGAGCCCUCUCCCGUUGCUGAGAACGAUCCGUUCAGCCUCGGCGACAGCGAUGAUGAGAAGGAUACCAAGACAAAGGAGCAAACCGCCGUCCCUGAGAGUGGCAAUCUCCAUAAGGCUACCGUAGAGCCAACGGUGGAUUCCUCCAAGGGCGCCAUCAAGCCCGAAGAGUCGAAAUAA